Molecule: messenger RNA, 3589 nt
Organism: Bactrocera neohumeralis
Lineage: Eukaryota; Metazoa; Arthropoda; Insecta; Diptera; Tephritidae
Product: protein sine oculis
Exons: 7
Coding region: 1087-2535 (482 amino acids)
Biological process (GO): regulation of transcription by RNA polymerase II
Cellular component (GO): transcription regulator complex; nucleus
Molecular function (GO): DNA-binding transcription factor activity, RNA polymerase II-specific; RNA polymerase II cis-regulatory region sequence-specific DNA binding
Source: RefSeq, a predicted model, not a curated record
AGUUUUUCGUACUCCGUGUUAGCGUGUGGUUCGUUCGUCGUGUGUUAUAACGUUUCAGCGUGACGGACGUUUCGUUUGCAUACAAUCGUUCGGAGGAUACGCUGCAUGCGCGUGCGAUAUCCAUACACCGUCGGUGGCAAAUUACAAAACGGACGUAUACGAAAUGCGAAGUGUCGUUUAGUGUUGAAAUAGAAAAUGUAAAUAAAAAAUAUAAAAAAAGGAUUAAAAACAAAAAAGGAUAUACCAAACGGUAGACUCGCCAAAAGGCGCAACGAAGACACUGAAACUUUUUUAUUUCAAGCGAUCUACGAAAUAUCUACUUUAAUUACUUGCUGUUGUUGUUUUAUUAUAAUUUUGUUGUUUUUUGCCUUUGACUGUUGGGCGUCACGCAGCUUUUCCGCGCGAUCUGUGUACAUUUCACUAUUCUUCUUGCUGCUGCACUGCUGUUUACGCUCUGCAACAGCAGCAAUCUGUGACGUCUAGCGCUGAUUUGUUGGCAUUGUUAUUGUCGAAAUUGCUAAACGUUUUCUGCGCUGCAAUUAAUUAAAUGUAUCUUAACGUAUGUAUGCCUCAAGUGUGUGGCGCGAAUCGAAUAAAUUUGCGGGAAUAAAGGAAUGUUGGCUGCUUUUGUUUUAUAUUCGGCAGCUACAGCGACAAUUGCUCUACUUUUUUUGUGUAAUUUACUACUUGUUGGCAUUGGAAAACACGUGCUGUGACUAAUAGCUGAAAAUAUCUAAAUCGGCAGAAUCACGUUGCUGGUGCAAAAAAGUGUGAAUUAAACCUGGCAAAUACAAGUGGCAAAGCAAAUACUCAAUAUAUGGACUGUUCGUUAAAAAAUUUUACAAAACAAAACUGGAAAAAGUGCAAUUUUGUUUCGGAACUACGCGCGAUAGCGAAAUCUGAAAAUCGGAAAUAGUAAAAAGAAACUUUAACGGAUUAAAUUCAUAUGAGAAAAAGCAAAGGUUUUCUAACAACGCUAGCAAUGUGUCGCUUUCUCCAAUAACUUGUGUAAAAAGUAUUAGUUAUCAAAUUAUAUAAAAAAGUCUGAUUAAAGGAGGUGUAUUUGAAAAUAAAAACAACAACAAAAUGCUUCAACAUACCGCCACGGAUUUCUACGACUUGGCUGCCGCCAAUGCUGCCGUAUUGAGUGCGCGUCAAACGCCACCAUACAGUCCGACGGGCUUGAUCAGCGCAGGAGCGGUUCUUAGCAAUAACAAUAACAACAAUACAAGCAAUAAUAAUUUAGACAUGUUGGGACACAAUGGCAGCAUUAUCGGACCUGCCGGCGGUGGUGGUGGCGCUGGUCAUAUCGGCAAUACGAACGGUGGCAGCAAUGGACGUGAAACGUUGCCCAGUUUUGGCUUCACGCAAGAGCAAGUGGCUUGCGUGUGUGAGGUACUGCAACAAGCUGGCAACAUCGAAAGACUGGGCCGCUUCCUUUGGUCCUUACCGCAAUGUGAUAAACUGCAAUUGAACGAGUCUGUGCUGAAAGCGAAGGCCGUUGUUGCAUUCCAUCGUGGACAGUAUAAGGAGUUAUAUCGUCUGCUCGAGCAUCAUCAAUUCUCACCACAUAAUCAUGCCAAAUUGCAGGCGCUAUGGUUGAAAGCGCAUUAUGUGGAAGCCGAAAAACUGCGCGGAAGACCUUUAGGUGCUGUUGGUAAAUAUCGCGUACGUCGCAAAUUUCCACUGCCACGCACAAUUUGGGAUGGCGAAGAGACGAGUUACUGCUUCAAGGAGAAAUCUCGCUCUGUAUUAAGAGACUGGUAUGCACACAAUCCAUAUCCUUCCCCGCGUGAGAAACGUGAAUUAGCAGAGGCUACAGGACUGACAACCACACAGGUUUCAAAUUGGUUUAAAAAUCGCAGACAACGGGAUCGCGCUGCCGAACACAAAGACGGCGCGUCGGACAAACAACAUUUGGAUUCAUCCAGUGAUUCCGAGAUGGAGGGUUCUUUACUGCAACAAACGCAUAAUGUAGCUAAUAACAAUCAUCACCACCAACAACAGCAAGUGCAUCAGCACCAAUCGCCACAUCAUCAACAACACCCCAGCGCGCACACGCAAUCACAGCAACAGCAAGCACAACAGUUAUCACCAACUACGACACACAACAAUCACCAUCAUCAUCAUCAUCACCAUCAUCAUGCCGCUGCCGCUGCUGCAGCUGCGGCCGCCGUAGCCGCACAAUUACCACAAACACAUCAUGCCAGCGCAGCGGCUAGCAUGGAACAGGCACAUCACCAACACCCGCACAGCUUGAAUGCCACACAAUUGGUAGGACUCUCACCCACCUCGGGCGGCAAUGGUGGUUCGGGUGGCGCCAGCAGCGGUCUCACCACAGCAGCCGUUGCAGCCGCCGCCGCUGCUGCCGCUGCCUCGUCGAAUAGUAAAAAUGGCAAUAAUGCUGCUGCUGCUGCAGCGGCGGCGGCGGCGGCAGCUGGACAAAUGGCGCCACUAUCGGUCGCCUAUCCACACCUGCACAGCGUCAUGGGUUCGAUACCCAUCUACGAUAUGAGUGAAUAUCAGCAUUUAUGAUUUUAGUUGGAAACAUCAGCAGAGUGGAUGGCCAAUGCAGCAGCAGCAGCCGCUACGGCGACGUCGACUGUGGGCACUGAGCAUACAGCAAUGGCCAAUGAGGCGGGUAUGACGGCGGCAGAAACAGCAGUGGCGGCCAUGCGGCAAGAAUUGCAACAAUCGACGAAUUUCUACUAUUAAAUGAAAUGAUGCGAGUUUGUACUUAGAACGAACCAGUGAAUCGAAAAACCUUAAAUAACGCAAAUAGAGCAGUUGUUAGCAUGAGGCUUUGAAGGGAAUGAGUGAUAUUUGUACGGCUGCUAUGAAAUUGAAAUUUUCGCUAAAAGCAGCACACCCUGUACUGAACUGCGUUGGAGUAGUUAGACAUUAUUUAGAUAAAAAAGGUUAGGUCUUCAUUGUGGGGGUUUAAUUAUGUUUAUCAUUUAAAACCGCUUAAAUAGUAUUUUUCUGACUUUAAUACUAUAUUGUUUUCAACACAACAGCUGUUUGAUUAUCGAAAUUCAUUAACACAAUAGUUGGAAACAGUAGAACAUUUUUUAAAACCAAUAUUUCACUGUUAUUUCUGGUGGUUAUUUAAGGAUUUUAUUUUUAACAAAAUAAAAAUUCAAUUUUUGAGUAAUUAUAAGCAAAGCUAUCAAGAAUGUAAACAAAUAUCAGAUGUCCUGUCAUUUAAAUAAGGAAAAGAAAGAAACUGACGUCAAAGUCGCACUAAAAUCAGCAGUGCAUUUUAUCAACCCACAACUAUAAACUUGCCCCAUAAUGGAACACAGAAAGAAAAUAAUGUUGCAUGCAAUUUUUUAGCAAUACCUAUUACAACAAAUAGUAGUAACACAAUAUAUUAUGUUAUUGUAUAGCAAACAUAGACGCAAAUUAAAAUUAAAAUAUAUCGAUAUUAUGUAAAUUGUAAAAAAUCGCCGUAAUUAUAAACGAAAAGAGCGUCUAAUUAGAGCAAAUAAGAAAGGAAUUAUUUAAAGUAUUUAAAUAAUUGUAAUAUUACAUUAUAUUAUUAUUGUAAAUAGUGGCAAUUUAAAUUAAAUCAAUCAAUAAAAUCAAA